Molecule: messenger RNA, 3164 nt
Organism: Nannospalax galili (Upper Galilee mountains blind mole rat)
Lineage: Eukaryota; Metazoa; Chordata; Mammalia; Rodentia; Spalacidae
Product: zinc finger protein OZF
Exons: 5
Coding region: 129-2009 (626 amino acids)
Biological process (GO): regulation of transcription by RNA polymerase II
Molecular function (GO): DNA-binding transcription factor activity, RNA polymerase II-specific; RNA polymerase II cis-regulatory region sequence-specific DNA binding
Source: RefSeq, a predicted model, not a curated record
GCUAUCCUCCAUCUUUGGCUCUGUCCCUUGUUCUCGCUGUGGUAAGGGAUCAUCUCUCUUGUCCUCUCGCUCUGUUACUCGCUCCUGCGGGGACCAUAGUGAGGACACAGACGUCCAGGAAGUCGGAAAUGGGGUCUGUAUCAUUUGAAGACAUAGCUGUGGAUUUCACCUGGCAUGAAUGGCAGGAUCUGAAUGCGGCUCAGAGGACCCUCUACAGGGACGUGAUGUUGGAGAACUACAGCAGCCUCAUGUCUUUGGGGCACUGCAUGACAAAACCUAAAUUGAUCUACAAGUUGGAGCAUGGAUUUGGGCCCUGGAGCAUAGCAGAAGCCUCAGCCCAGAGCCAUCCAGAUGUUCAUGAAGUAACUUCCUUAAUUGAGACUGGCCAGGAAAAUAACAAGAGACAUUUGUGUCAAGGUGAAAUCACCACUAGCAAGACAUCAAAUGAAGAGAUUGUUGAAGCAGAACUAAAGAUGAUACAGAAAAUCCACCAAGGGACAAAAUCCUAUGAAGAAUGUAUGAAGGUGUCUUACCAAAAAUCACCACAUAUGAGGAACCAGAUGUCUCACUCAUGUAAAAGUUUCACUUGUAAAACAACUAAAUGUCUGAGACUUCAUAGAGAGGAGACACCCUGGAAGCCACACCACACUGAACACCAGAGAAACCAUACAGAUGAGAAGUCAUAUGAAAGUAAAGAAAGUGGGAAAGCUUUCUACAGUAAGUCUCAGCUCACUGAACAUCAGACCACUCAUAUGGGUGAGAAGCCCUAUGAAUGUAUGGAAUGUGGGAAAUAUUUCUACUACAAGUCACAGAUCACUGAACACCAGAGAAGUCAUACAGGUGAGAAGCCUUAUGAAUGUACAGAAUGUGGAAGAUCGUUCAGCUACAAGUCACAUCUCACGGUUCAUCAGAGAACUCAUACAGGUGAAAAUCCACAUGAAUGUCUAGAAUGUAGGAAAGUUUUUUACUACAAGUCACAGCUCAUUCAGCACCAGAGAAGUCAUACAGGAGGGAAGCCCUAUGAAUGUACAAAGUGUGGAAAAUCUUUCUACUGCAACUCUCAUCUGGCUCUGCAUCAGAGAAUUCAUGUAAGUGAGAAGCCCUAUGAAUGUACAGAAUGUGGGAAAGCUUUCUCUUUCAAUGCAUGCCUCAUUCGACACCAGAGAACUCAUACAAAUGAGAAGCCCUAUGAAUGUACGCAGUGCACAAAAGCUUUCUAUUUCAAGAAACAACUUACUCACCAUCAAAAGACUCAUACUGAUGAGAAACGCUUUGAAUGUAAACAGUGUGGAAAAGGAUUCUACUGGAAGUCUAACCUCACUGUACAUCAGAAAACUCAUACAGGUGAGAAGUCCUUUGAAUGUAAACAAUGUGGAAAAGCAUUUUAUUGCAAGUCAAACCUCACUGUGCAUCAGAGGACUCAUACAGGCGAGAAGCCUUAUGAAUGUACAGAAUGCACAAAAGCAUUUUACUCCAAGACGCAACUCACUCUGCAUCAGAGAACUCAUACAGGUGAGAAGCCAUAUGAAUGUAAACAAUGUGUGAAAGCAUUCUACAGUAAGUCUGGGCUCACUGCACAUCAGAGAACUCAUACAGGUGAGAAGCCAUAUGAAUGUAAACAGUGUGGAAAAUCAUUCUACAACCAGUAUGAGCUCACUGAGCAUCAUCGAACUCAUACAGGCGAGAAGCCUUAUCACUGUACAGAGUGCAGAAAAGAUUUCUACCGCAAGAAACAUCUUACUCUACAUCAGAAAACUCAUAUAGUAGAAAAAUCAUACAGAUGUACACAAUGUGGGAAAGCUUUCUCCUGGAUGUCACAUCUUAUUCAACAUCAGCAAACUCAUACAGGUGAGAAACCUUAUGCAUGUACAGAAUGCAGGAAAGCUUACUACUUCAAGAAACACCUCACCCAACAUCAGAAAACUCACACAAGGGAGAAACUAUUGAAUGUAACUAAUGUUGGAAAGCAUUUUGCAGCAAGUUCCCACUUGAUCAGAAAACUCGUAUAAAGGAGAAACCCUGUGAGUGUACAAUUUUCAGAAAACUCCCCCCCCAUGGCACACCUCACUCUGAAUCAGAGCUUAUAGAUUAGAAAGCCUAAAAAUGUAAAGACUACAUGAAUGCUUCCUAUAGCAAGUCCAUCCUCAGUUGUCAUCAGAGAAAGCAUUCAAUUGAAAGACUUAUGAAUGUAAACAGUGCAUGAAAACUUUCUACCAUGAGCCAGCCAGCAUCAGUAAACACACACAGGUGUAAGGCAUCUGUCUGUAAAGAUUGUUGGAAAACAGUACUGCAUUGUUUUCUGUAUGUGCUAAGAGAAGCCAUAUAUGUGAAAAUCUCAAGUGAAUUUUAGAAUUGUAGAAACACUUUGUCAUAUCUCAGUUAUCAGUGCAUAUGUAGGUAAGACUGUGAAUGCAAAGAACACAGCAGAAUAUUCUAACCAUCAAUUCACAUCUGAAAACUUAUACAGGUGCAAGGCUCCAUGAAAUUAAAGAAAGUAGGCACCUUUGAAACAAUUCAGGAUGCUACUUUAGGAUACUACUCUCUCAUACAUGAGAUCCCAGGUAUAAUAAAAUUUUAAUGAGGUAUGUUACCACACCCUUUCAGUCCCAGCUAUUUUGUGGCCUUGUGCUGCCAUUUUACUGAGCCUUAAACAACACAGAUUCAAACAAGGAGCAGUGAAACAUUCUUAACAUGUACUAAGUCAGGUAAUAAUAGUUGAACCCCAUGUUUGAAACCAUAAAAAUAGAGAGUGCCAAAACUUUUUAAAUUCAAUUUGAAGUUCAAUUGCCAUCAGAAACUGAACAGAGGUGAUAAAAAGAGGAAUAGAGUGUGUGAAAAUAUGCUGCUGUAUUUCAGUUGACUUUAUUAUGAAACUUAAAGAGCGAAUUAAGGCCUUCGGCCACACUCCCACAUUACUAACCACCAGAUGGGAAAAUGAGAACACAUUUAGUGUAAAAAAUUAAUUGGGCUUGAAAUGUGGCUCAAUUGUAAUGUUCUUGUAAAAGUUGUGCCAUAUAUCUGCAUAUCAUCUUGAUUUUGAACAUUUAUGUUCAUGAUCAUUUGUGGAUAAAAUCAGUUAUGGAAAACAUUCCACUAUUUUAGAAUGCCUCAUUGGACAUGGACAUUUGAAUGUAUUCAGUGAAAUAAAUUUUUGUAUUUGUUUA